Suillus fuscotomentosus is the source of this 1032-nucleotide messenger RNA. RefSeq lists its product as uncharacterized. The record is from RefSeq and is a predicted model, not a curated record. Lineage: Eukaryota; Fungi; Basidiomycota; Agaricomycetes; Boletales; Suillaceae. The coding region runs from base 1 to 1032 and encodes 343 amino acids. The transcript has 6 exons.
AUGGUCAAAUCUAAGAACGACACUGCAGAAGAUAGAGAAGGCUCGACGCAUGCCUGGCCUAACAAGAAGAUCAGGUUAUCAAACACGGGGGCAUCUAAUGAAAUUCCGGAAGGAACUGAAAUUGGUGAAGGAGGAGGAGAUCCUACUGGAGAAGCGCAACACGCUGAGGCGACUGAUGAUGACCAACAUAGAUCCAAGCAAGAUUCAAUUGGGACAGUCGCAACUGCCAAUCCAACACCAUCAGAUGCCAUUUCACCUACAACUGUUGGUAAACGAGGUGGUGGAGCAACCCAACCGACUCUAUCGGUUCGGACUGUGAUCCCUAACCCAACUAAGCUGCUCAUAGAUGAGGCAGAAGUAAAAGACUACGGAAAUGAACUGAAGGCACGUCUUCACAAGUUAUCGAACUACACAAAUGAGAAGGCCCACGUGUAUGCUCUUGGAAGGCUAUUGCUGACUGCUACGUGGGGACAAUAUAAAGCGGUCAACGACCGCAGCAAAACAUUAUGCGAUCCGGCCACCGGAGAGCCACUCACCAUAUGGGUGGUAGGUCAUAUCACGCACAUGUGGUUUGCGAAGCGAGGAGUGCCUGAAAGUCAGGCUUCCAUCACCAUACUUCCUCUCGCACAGAAUCUAGCCCGACAGAGCGCGCAUUUGUUGGCCAAAUUUUCGAGUCCUGUGUUGGCUGUCAACCAACAGACGACGCACAACAUCAGGGCCAUCAAAUGGCAGAAUGCUAGGAACGAUGACAUACAAACAGAGGCGAUCCUCUUCGACUCUGUCUAUGACGCAAGAGGUGAAGGAUCCCUCAAAACUUAUGACGAACGACCACUGUGGAGUCUGGGAGAUUUGAAAGCGGGAGACCUUGUUCUGUUGGAGAUGAAGAUGACGCGGUAUUCGAGGAGAGGAGAAGACAACAAAUGGCAGUCACGAGCGCAGUACGAGAUGCUUGCGAUUUCACUUCUCAACAUAGGGCCUGCUCCCGAAGCAGAAGCUGAAGGAAUGAGUAAAAUUGAUGGGUUGGCUAUCUAA